UUUUUAAAGAUACAAAGCAGACCAUUUGAGGGGAAUGUCGAAAUUUGUAAGUACAGUACCCACAAACAAGUGACUAAGCUGAACCAGCCCGUUAUUGGCAACAGGCCCUAUAUAAGCGGACCGCUAAGCAGACCCAGUCUGGCACCAAUUAUUCAAAGUACACAACCUCGAGCAGACGGCCACACCCAGGGUAAAACUCAACUUGUAGUUCACGGUAACUCGAACAGACAAAGAAAUAUGGCUGACAAGUUUAGCAUCGAUGAGCUGGCUAAGAUCAAGGGCGUGUUUAACAAGUUUGACUCGGACGGGAGCGGCGCCAUCAACAUCACGGAGCUGGAGGCGACCCUGGCGGAGCUGGGAGAGAAUCCGUCCGAAGACACCGUCACGGCACUGAUGCUUUCUUUGGACAAAGACCGGAGUGGAACUCUUUCCUUUGAGGAGUUUCUGGGGAUGGUCAAACAGGUGAAGACAGUUCCAAGGGAGGAUGCUCUUCUCACAAUCUUCAAGACGUACGACAAGGACGGCAGUGGUCAGCUCGGACCUGAGGAGCUGAAGGAAGCCAUGAAGGCCAGAGGAUGUGAACUGUCCGACAGGACCAUCGACUAUCUUAUCAACAAGGUUGACAAGGACGCGGACGGGAAACUGACUUAUGAAGAGUUCGUCAAGCUGAUCCGCCCCAGGUCGUAAGCACUGACGUCAUGAGGAGUGUGACGUCACGGGUGUCAAAGGUCAUGUGGCUGUUCCAUGAACCACCAUUACUAGACUAAUUCACGUCACAGUUAUAUCGAGCGAGCGAUGGACUUAUUUUUCCGUUUUUUUAGUCCAAACGGCAUAUAAAAGUAGGACCCAGUUUUUCUAAUUCUCCCUGUGACUGUAGUUUGAAGAUCAAAACAAUUUACCUUAGACCUUGAAUUGGAGAAAACGGUUAUGAUACCAACUUUAUAUUCGCACGAUACUGUAUCUAAAUUAGUACUAACUAACUAAUGUAAAGGAACUGACUUUAGGCCAUUUUGAUUAAACAAUGGCGCAAUUAUAGAAACUCUUCACUUAAGUUUGAAGUCCACCAGAUUAGUGAGGGUACUACAACUUAGUCCCUUUACAGUAUAAGAUGUGUUGCACCGUAUCCAUGUAUCAAUAUAUGGUACGUACGAUCACAGCAAUAAUAGAAAUAGUGGCAACGAACCUUUUGACAGUGCCAACGGCAUUUUGAAUCCAAACUUCGGCGAACAUAUUUCAAAUGCCUUGUAUACAUGUUUUUUUUUCUCUCGUAGACGUACGCGACUUGCUAAAGACAAUCAUUAAAAACUUAAUAAGAUCCUGUAUUAUGAAAUACAAAAGGACGCUUCAAUGGUAUCCAAUACCAACGUAGUAUUAAUUAAAACUGUCACUUUUAUCUAAUGCUGUUAUGAUGUUAUCAUGUUUCAGUCAUGUAUUAUAAAGUUUUAAUAUUGUCACAG
Molecule: messenger RNA, 1457 nt
Organism: Branchiostoma belcheri (Belcher's lancelet)
Lineage: Eukaryota; Metazoa; Chordata; Leptocardii; Amphioxiformes; Branchiostomatidae
Product: calmodulin-like protein 3
Exons: 5
Coding region: 238-687 (149 amino acids)
Molecular function (GO): calcium ion binding
Source: RefSeq, a predicted model, not a curated record